Cucurbita pepo subsp. pepo (vegetable marrow) is the source of this 1016-nucleotide messenger RNA. Lineage: Eukaryota; Viridiplantae; Streptophyta; Magnoliopsida; Cucurbitales; Cucurbitaceae. The record is from RefSeq and is a predicted model, not a curated record.
UUUCUAUAUCUCUUACACGUCGGCUUCCACAAGAAGAAAGGGGAAGCACUUUCCCGCCCAUUUCUCUGCUCUUCACCCAUCAAUGGCUCCCAAAUCCGAUAGCGCAGAAGCGAUCGUGCUCAACUUCGUUAACGAGCAAAAUCGUCCACUAAACUCUCAAAAUGUUGCUGAUUCAUUACAAAAAUUCAACCUCAAGAAGACGGGGGUGCAAAAGGCACUGGAUGCGCUUGCCGAUAGUGGACGAAUUUCUUUCAAGGAGUAUGGAAAGCAGAAGAUAUAUCUCGCCCGGCAAGACCAAUUCAAGAUCCCGAACAGCGAGGAACUUACUCAAAUGAAGGAAGCAAAUGCCAAACUGCAGCAACAUCUAGCCGAGCAAAAAAAGGCUAUUACCCAGGUGGAGGAAGAAAUUCGAACGUUGCAGUCAAACUUAACGCUGAAAGAAAUGCGGGAAAAGGAAGCUAUGCUGAGAAAGGAGGUUAAGGAAUUGGAAGAAAAAUUGGAAACAUUACGCGGAGGUGUUACGUUGGUGAGCCCAGAAGACCGCAAAGCAAUCGAGCAGAUAUACUCUGAGAAACUAGGCCAGUGGCGAAAGCGAAAAAGGAUGUUCAAAGAUAUAUGGGAUGUUAUCACUGAAAACUCACCUAAGAAUCUAAAAGACUUUAAGGAAGAACUUGGCAUUGAGUACGAUGAAGAUGUGGGCGUGAAUUUGCAGUCAUUCAGCGAUAUGUUACCACAAAAUCGAAAACGGCCCAGGGGAAAGUGAGUGAUAACAUAAAAUGGGGCGUCCAAGUAGAGCAAAUGCAGGUUUCACUUUCGAGGAAAAUAAGGAUCGGUGUUCCAUGCCAGAGACAGGUUAGAUGAAGAGAAUACUAAGAUUAAGAUUAUACCACCAUCGUCAAGUAUAUUAUGAGUUGAAGCACAAAUGCUUUAGUUUGGGUAGCAUGCUUCUAUCUGACACAUGUUAGAGGCUAAGACACUUCAACACUUGUCAAACAUGUAUGGGAUGGUUUUUUUAA